CCCUCUCCUCCUGCCUUGUGUCUGUGAGCUCCCACUCCUGCCUGCCCAGCCUGUGCCUCUGUCUCUCUCUGUGUCUCCUUCACUGAGUCUCACUCAACAGCCACAAUGCAAACAAGCAGGCACUCAACGUACUCUGUGCGCUCCACCAGCAGUAGGCCCUCUGCCAUCACCCGUGCCUCUGGUCCUGUCUACAAGGCCUCUUCCAUCCAUGGAGGGGCUGGUGCAUCCAGGAUCAGUGUCUCCUCCAGCACCCGCCUGGGAUCCGGGAUGGGAAUGGGAAUGGGUAUGGGAAUGGGCUCUGGAGCAGGAGGGCUCACCACCAGUGUCCAGGUGAGCGGAUCAGGCGCUGACAUCAUGGGCAACGAGAAGUUCGCCAUGCAGAACCUGAACGACCGUCUGGCGAGCUACCUGGAGACUGUGAGGAACCUGGAGCAGGCCAACCACAAGCUGGAGAUUAAGAUCAAGGAGGCCCUGGAGAAGAGUGGUCCAGACUUCAGAGACUACAGCAAGUACCAGGCCAUCCUGGACGACCUGAGGAAGAAGGUGAGGAGGAGGUGGGGUGGGGGAGGAUUUAAUGAGUGUUAAAGAAAGACAGAUGAGGAGGGAGGAAGUGGGAGUAGGAUCAUGUGGAUUUGUGAUUUGAUAGAUGAAACCAUGAGUGAGUUAUGAUCUGGUUAAUCCCCUGAGGAGGUUUGACGUAAGUGAGAUUGAGCAAGAGCUGGACCCCUGACCUAAGUGUCACCCCCUCAGUUUUCGGGGUUACUGUUUCACUGUGGGAUUGAAUGGUGUCCUGCUAUUACACGGCGGACUGGGACCAGGGGCUGGACCGGAAACAGUAUGGAGGAGGAAUGUUGGAGUGUGAGGGGACAGGAAAGCAGUUAGAUAAACAAGGGACUGUACGGGCUGAAAAAAGUCGACAUACAGAGACUUUUACGACCUGUUUCCUCUUUGUGAAGUGGAACAAAAACAUUGUUGAAUAAUUGGGCAGACAAGAAAAGAGAGUUUCCUGCAGGGUUUAAAAGUGACACAAUUCUCAAAUUGAAAGUAAAUGAAGAUGUUGCACAACCAGGAAAUUUGUUAAUCAUUCAUUCCCGGUUUCUCUACCUCAGUUAACUGGACUGUGUCACUCACAUGCUGCUGCCAGUCUUUCAUUCAAAGCUACAUUUAACCUUCCCGCAAAAUGGAGCAAGUGUUUUUCUAAUCUUUUUUGGUCUCAUGGGUAAAUCUUGCGUAACAGCAUCGCUGGAAAAAGAUGAAAUGAUGCCACAUGAACCGGGCAAAUUGGGCAUAAAAAGGGAAGAGAUGAUUUUAUCAUUUCUUCCCCUUAAUCUUUUCAUUCCCAAAACUUGAUAUGUAACACUAAUAUAGUUAAUUUGUUUUUCCACAAACAGCUGAGGGUCUCAGUCAAUCCAAACAGCCCAGGGUCGAAACAGCCUCAUUUAUCUUCUGCUGUGAUGCUAAAAUCACUCAAAUGGGGCCCUCAGCCUCAACCAGCCCCCAUUUGAGAAAACAGACUCUCACCACUUCUUUAAAGCAGCUUUUACCAGUGCAGCACCUGCAUGCAAACACAUACACGCACGCACACUCACAUGACUUUACAUGCGCACAAACGCCAACGCCACAACCACCAUCGCCAACUCCCUUAUGCAAAUCACCUGCUUCUGUCCUGCUGACAGGGUAGAUCCUGUUCUGCAGCAGCGACGGGACAGUUGGUGCCUGGCAACCAAUGAUUGGCUAGCACACUUUGUCACCUGGAUAUACCCCCCCCCCCCCCCCCCCACACACACACACACACACACACACACCCUCCCCUCUCUUACUUCUCUCCCUACCCUUAUCUACUGGACUGUGACAAACAAAGCAAACACUGAACCAUCUGGUUUGAAAAUGAGGCUGUCCUGUCUCCAUUUUGACAUCACUGUUCUUUAAUUUACAAACUCAAAACGUUGGUUAAAAAGUUCUAAAUCGAAAGAAGUACUUUGAACAAGAAGUACUGUUUGAACAAAAUUUGUUGCCGGUGUAUCAUUGUCUUCUAUUAAGGAUAAGUUUGAUGAAUGAAAUGAGCCAAAUGACAAGUUUGUGAUUUUUCCCCAGUGGCUUGCUGUCAUCACUUUUUUAGGGAAUUUUGCGACAGGUUCACUGUAGCUAUUGUUUUUCACUAAUUUCAGUGACACCUUUGUAAUCCUCAGGUACAGGAUUUUGCGUCUCUCUUAAAACUCCUGUGAGGAGCUUUAUUUGGUUACAAAGCAUUUAAAUUAAGAUAUCUUUAUAAUCUACUUUAGCAAACAGAACAAUUUUUUCAAGGAUAAACUUCUUCGACAAAGUUAUUCUUAAUGACUAAUCCAUUUCCGGCGGCGAAGUAUCUGCAGAUGUGAAAAAAAAAAAAAAAACUUAAUGAGGUGAGAUUCCUCCAAAAUCACAGGGGGCGCCAAAAUCACCACAGUAGCUCUAACCUCGCAAGUGAAGCUAGCCAUUUUUAAUUAUCUAUAUUGAUAAAGUUAGUCAACUAUAAAUAUCAAGCAAACAAAACUCAGACUGAAGUGCUUCACAGAUCAUUGAUGAUAGCUGAGCCUAAAGUCAAAAAGACUCUCUUUCAGCUCUUCGGUGUUAAAUGUCUGGUAGCUCUUAUCUGUUUGUUUUGGCUUCGAUCGUCAGUGUGUAAUCUAAACACCCUCUUUUGUUCUCUGAACCUGUUCCAGGUGUUUGAUGCCACCACCGACAAUGCCCGCCUGGUUCUCCAAAUCGACAAUGCACGCCUGGCAGCCGAUGACUUCAGAGUGAAGUAAGCCCCGCCCACUUUACUUCUGCGACUGUAAACCAGCUGCUGAUUACGCCCUCUUUUAUAGCUGAAUGGGAGGAAGGAUGAAUGCGUGGUGUCAUGGUCUGAAUAGACAGCUGUUUGUCUUGUAGUCAAUCAUCAGCUUUGCAUCAAAGGUGUUCAUUUGUGUCAUGAUUCAAAUAUAAGAGCAAACACAGCUGUCAGACACACAUGGACUAACAAAUGACCAUGUCUGAGUGAGGAAGUGAGAAGAGAAGCCAUAAAAAUAAUGUCUAGGUUUAUUUAGUUCUUAAAUAUGUAUGAAGCCUAGCAGUUGACCAGGCUUUGACAUUUCCCUCUUCUUAUUUCUUUUUUUUCUAGAUAUGAGUCUGAGUUGGCCAUCCGCCAGUCCGUGGAGGCUGAUAUUGUUGGUCUGAGGAAACUCAUUGACGACACCAACAUGAGCCGCAUGAACCUGGAGAGUGAGAUCGAAACCCUGAAGGAGGAGCUCAUCCACCUCAAGAAGAACCAUGAAAAUGUGAGUAAUAGUGCAAAGACAGUUAAAAACCCAGAAAAUCCCCUUAGAAACAGCAAAUGUGUCAAUAAACCUGAUUCUGAUAACAAAACUUUUAAGUCAGUGUCCGUAAACCUGGCAUGGAAUCUAACUGAACAAUCUAUGAUAUCAGACGUGGCAUGUAACACAGCAUAACAACCAAAUAAAAGUUUAAAAACACAGCUUUAGUUUCAAUAAGAGGGCAUCAGAUCUCCUUUUUAUAGACUGUGUGGCCAUGUUCAAACAGAUUUGACUCGAAAUAAUAGCAGGAAAAAAGACCACAGCUGUCGCCACAAUUUGAUUCAAAAGUUUCCAAACUCCUAUUUGUGCAGACUGACUUCAGAAUUUUCCAUUUCAGACCGGCCUGCUUCAAAUGAGAGAAACAGAAAUACAGAAAUCUUUGACAAAAGCCAACACUGGUCAGGCGUUAGCCAGAAGCCCUGGUAAACCAAUCUAUAAAAAACAGUUUGAGGGAUUUUAAGGUGAUUCAGGCCGCAAAAUUUUCACUGUUUUGUCUGUUUAGUUUAGUCAAGCCAACGUUUAUUUAACUAGUGUUGACCAAAGUGACUUAGAAGGCUAAAAGUACAUCAAGAAAAAAACAAGUAGAAGUAAAAGAAUAGUCAAAGGUUACACCAAUACUUUUUUAUAAAACUUAAAAUAUUUUCUUAAAAAUUAUUCUUACAGGACCUCUGGGCUUCACUCCAGCAAAUACUCACACAUUUAUCAGACGCUGAUAAAGUGUGUUUACCAGCUGAUCUUGACAAUCGCCAAAAAUGUCUCUUUACAAGCACUGUUCAUUCAGGCUUUAGAGCGAGCUUGAGAACACAACAGCAGAGGAGGCAGAAAUCUUAAAUAACUAUGUGAACUUUGUGGGAAGCCUCAUCGUAAAAAUGGUUCCCAUCCAUAUUUGGCACCAACGAAAACACCAAAGAAUCCAAAUUACUGUCAUUAUAUUAUAUAAUUCAGAACACAAGCAUUUGUUGACUGUGGAAAUUAAAUAUUUUGGACCCCAGACAUAUAUUUACGACCCCCCUGUGUAUUUACCUCACCUCAGUGUGGUUAUGGUUGGGGGGUUAGGAGUCACAGCAUGGUCACAGACUCACAAUGCUUUACAUAUGAUCAAAGGGUGUCAAGUGGGCGUAAACUGCACAUCAGUGAAAAGACAAAAUGAAACUUUGAUGUCUGAGUUAAUUCUUGAAUUCUCAUAAUUUUUUAGGAAGUGAUGGAGCUGCGUAACCAGAUCGCCCAGUCAGGAGUCCACGUGGAUGUCGAUGCACCUAAAGGACAGGACCUGGCUCAGAUCAUGGCAGAAAUAAGAGCCAAGUAUGAGAAGAUGGCACAGAAGAACCAGGAGGAACUCAAAGCAUGGCACGAAUCCCAGGUCAGCAUUAACACUCAAGUAUCGUCUGCAUACAAGGAAAGUUUUUGUCAAGUCCAAAACAAACAAGGUUUUUCAAACGUACUCUAAUUUCUUAAAAUCUUCUUCUAGAUCACAGAAGUGCAGACCCAGGUCACCCAGAACACAGAAGCCCUGAAAGGAGCCCAGACAGAAGUCAACGACCUGCGCAGACAAAUCCAGACCCUGGAGAUCGAGCUGGAGUCACAGAGGAGCCUGGUGAGAGGAACUCAGUCAGCACACACUUCAUUUACCUCAACACACGCUUAUCUCAACCCCCUCUAAUGCCUCAUUCAGCACUCUCACUUCAGGUCUCUCACUUCUACUUUGUUGACACAAGCUUUCCACUCCGGUGACCCCUCGCUAUGAGCCGUCGCCUGUAAAAUUUUAACCUCUUCCUUUCCUCCCUCUCUUUUUAGAAAGCGUCUCUGGAGGGCACACUGAGGGACACAGAAAUACGCUACAACAUGGAGAUCGAGUCUCUCAACAGCGUCCUUCUGGGUCUGGAGGCAGAGCUCACACAGCUGCGUAACAACAUCCAGCUGCAGUCACAAGAGUACGAGGCCCUGCUCAACACAAAGAUGAAGCUGGAGGCCGAGAUCGCCACAUACAGACGGCUGCUGGACGGGGAGGACUUCACGUAUGUACAAAGAUUUAAAUCAUCAUUCCCAAAAGCUUAUAAAAUAUUAGAGAAAACAUAGUUUAACUUUUUGAUUUUAUUUUUAAUCAGCAUAAGCAAAAUGUCACAAAAAUGGUUGUCGUGUAAAAUUUGUUGUCUGUUGAUUUUUCCGUUUAGGCUCCAGGAUGCCCUGGACCAGAAAUCAGUGAAGACCAAAGUGAUGACCGUCACACAGACCCUGGUGGAUGGAAAGGUGGUUUCCUCCAGCACAGAAACCAAGAACCUCUGAAAACCAGAAGAAACCACCUGAAACUCCGACAGUAACAACCACAGCAUCAUAACACUAACUCCAAUUGGCCUACGUAGAUCUAUUUUCUACUCUCUUCUCAUUCAUAAAGCACUAACAGUAAGAGCCUCAGCCAAUAGUUGAACUCCUGGAUACACAGCUUCCGCACAGGCUGAUAAGAAAACUGGAUCAGAGGAAAACUAAGUCAUCUUUUAUUUAUUUCAUCAUGAUUUAUUUAUGUUUGUUUGUUCAACGUCAGGUGUUUACGAAGGUUCAAAAUUGGAAGUGUGAGUUUUUUUCAGAGCAAACUAAUUAAAGGCAUUCAAAAUUUCACUAUGAACUAAAAUAAAAGAGCCCUAGCAAAAGUAAAACACAUUUUUUUAUAUUUCAUCAUCUUUGGUUUUCUUUCUGUCCAGUGAAGUCUGCCUGAUGGGCUGUGAUGUUCAGACAUUUCAAUAAAGUCCAUUCAAGAAACAAUCCUGAUGUAAACCGUGUUUUGACUGUCUGGUGUGUCUGUGUUUCCAUGUAUCACUUGUCGAUUUUAUCCAGGGAGAAUGAAUUGAGUCAUCCAAGCCAGAUUUUUAGAUAAGAAAACACAAACUGGACCUGUCUAGUGCUUCUUGUUUUUAGAAAACAUAUAGAGCUUGGCAGACAUGACUACUGAAGCUCAGACACAUUUGUUUUAAAGAUGGAUUUUAGUACAUCCAAGAGAUCUUGGUCAGUAGAUGGGUCUGUUGACCCUCUUCAGGGUGGGGGUCACCCUAAGUAGUGAUUUAUGGAUGAUAAUCAUUUCUACAUUCAUGUCAUGCCUGUAGAUUGUCCAAAAUAUUGGUAAUUUGUUAUGAAGCUGCAUUGUGGGGAAGCCAGAGGUCGGAUGGAUCAGUACAAGGGGUCGGUGGUUAAAUUAAAAUACGAGGCUGGUGAGCAGAUGAAUAAAUUAGAGGGUUCUAUUAAUGGAAGGAUUGUUAGAAGGGUUUGAUGAAGGGAUGACUUGGAGAAAUUAGAGGAUGGAUGUGAGGAUGAAAGUCAAAAACAUAAAGAGCACUAGUAAGUGAAAAGAAGAGGUGAGUUUGAUAGAAAGAUGAAUGGAUGAGCCGAUGAAUAAAUAAUGACAGGUGGUAGUGUUGCAUUGAUUUUGGGUUGAAUGUUUGAAUUAAAAGACGGAUAAAUGAAUGAAUGGAUAUAUGAAUAGAUGGAUGUAUAGAUGAUAGACUAGGUGGAUUUAUAAGUGGAUGAAGGGACAAAUGGGUAUAGUUGGCUUAAUGGAUUGCUGGAUGGAUGGGACAAGUGUAAUUUAUUAUUGAGCAAACACAGUUAAUCAGAAACAAAAAAACAAUACAUGUCUGAUUCUUACAUUGUUUUAAAAAUCUUGAAUCUAAAAUAAAAAUGUAUUUUAAAGUAAUUCUAUAUUAAAGGGAGGAAAUGGUUAAAA
Molecule: messenger RNA, 7044 nt
Organism: Xyrichtys novacula (pearly razorfish)
Lineage: Eukaryota; Metazoa; Chordata; Actinopteri; Labriformes; Labridae
Source: the annotation of a GenBank genome assembly